Molecule: messenger RNA, 4221 nt
Organism: Labrus mixtus (cuckoo wrasse)
Lineage: Eukaryota; Metazoa; Chordata; Actinopteri; Labriformes; Labridae
Gene: skida1
Product: SKI/DACH domain containing 1
Exons: 1
Coding region: 622-3120 (832 amino acids)
Source: RefSeq, a predicted model, not a curated record
UCCGAGGGCAUUAAUUGAUGAAGGUGUCUCCAGACCGCUGCACCUCCCCUCCCAUGUCAUUUUAUUUGUGGCUCAACCAGCAGCCAGAAUACCAGCUGCAUUUUAGCUCUUAUUCUGUUUCUCUCUGUCUCGGACUCUCUCUCUCUCUCUCUCUCUCUCUCUUUUCUCCCUCCCCUCCACCCUAACAACUCCAUCUCCCUCCCUCUCUCCCUCUCUCUCUCUCUCUCUCUUCUCGCUAUUUUAUCCCUCUGGCUGAAGCAGUGGUGUACACCUAACACUCGUCCUGCUGCCGUCCAGAGGGGAGUGGAGCCGGCAGAGGCAGGUAGCAGCAGCAGCAGCAGCAGUCCUGGUUUAGGUGGACGCAUCCAUUGCAUUCCUCCACCAUGCCGGACCCGGGCAAGAAGCGACGUGUGGAUGCUGUCGGUUCAUUCAGCAAGUCAGACACCGGCAGCUCCAUUUAACUCUGCAUGUCAAAGUUUGCAUUUUCAUGACGCAGCAGCAGCGUGGAUGGAUUAAAGGUAUGAGCAAGAUGCCUUGAGCUUGCGACCUAGUGCCACUUACCGGUAAAUCCAUUCUGAGGCUGACUACAUGGAUACAUAGAUUUGAGCGGAUACAUAAAACAUGGGGGACCUGGAGUGUGGCUUUGAGGAGAUGCAAGGAGUGAGGCUGGGAUACCUGCUCAUCCAAGGCAAGCAAAUGUUUGCUUUGUCUCAGGUCUUCACCGACCUGCUUAAGAACAUCCCCCGGACCACGGUGCACAAGCGCAUGGACCACCUGAAGGUGAAGAAACACCACUGCGACCUGGAGGAGCUGCGGAAGCUCAAAGCAAUCAACUCUAUUGCCUUCCACGCCGCGAAAUGCACUCUGAUAUCGCGGGAGGACGUGGAGGCUCUGUACUUCUCCUGCAAGACAGAACGGGUGUUGAAGUCCAACAAAAGGAAAGCGAAAGCGGCGUGUCCCCCCGGGGACGAGGACGAGUCCCCGGGGCGUCUUCAUGCGGAAGCCGAGCUGUGGAAGGAAAAAGUUUGGUUUAGUUUGCACGGCGUCCCCGAGACUCUCACGCUGCACAGCAAAACGGACAGGAGGCGAGAGCCGACUCCUUGCCUUACCGACUCCAAACUACCUCAAUUUUACCACAAAACCCACGGGCGGGAAUACCGUCUGGUGACCAAGUCCAGUCACAAACACUUUAAAAACUAUGAAACUGCAAAAAUAACUGGGAACCGCGUUACUUUGAGCCAAAGGCAAUCGUUUUUCCGGACCUCUGUGAGCCGGCAGCCAGUGGUGCUACAGUCCGCCAUAGCUGCUCAGUCCAGGCUCUCGCGCUCAGCCGGCGACCUACUUCACAAAAGGAAGAGGAGGCGCGAGGGGGGCGGCGGCAGGGACAGCGCGAGGCACUCGUGGAGCAGAAGCAGACACGCGCACCACGUACCACCGGUCCUGCUCGUACAACCCAAAUCCUCCGGCGGGCACGCCACUUCUUUUGGCGCUUUACACCUAAGUUCGGAUUUUUAUCUCGACCCCAGACCCCACCAUCACCACCACCACCAGCACCAUCACCACCAUCACCACCACCACCACGAGCCCAAUUUUCCCGAGAGUUACAGCAGCGACAGCGAGUCCAGCACCACCUACUCAGACCGGGCGUACCCGGACUCGGACUUUGGCUCCGGGUUCUCCACCAGCAGCAACUCCGGGAGCUCGGAGGAGGAAGAGGAGGGCGAGGAGGAAGAUGAGACGCAGUCGGAAAGUUCAGAGGUCAGCUCAGACGAGGAGGAGAGCUCGUCACAGUCCGAUUCCAGCUCCGUUUCCAGUAGGGUUUCGGUGCAAAGCAUCCGGUUCAGGCGGGCCCGGGUGGGUUCUCUCCCCAAAACUCUGCACUCCAGUAAAGCGCCUUUGGUGCUGGAGCCCACGUUUCACUACAACAAUCAGCAGCAACAAGAGAAACAGCAAAGGACUCUGGGCAACAUUGCCCUUUCGCAAACAGGGUACAGCAAACAGGAGAGGCGUCAGAAAUGUGAAUUAAUUUGCAGCGAAACAAGAAAGGACUUUGGACCUUUACACCCACCAAAAUUCGACGCAAAUAUUGUUAGAGAGAGAUUUUUCUCUGAGUCAAAGAGGGAAAAGACGUACGAGGCCGAACCCCAGGACGAGCUGACCUCUCAUUCACCGGUACCCAACCGCAAUAGGGCCUUUUACCCCUCACGGAGGACACCGGGACUCCCCAAAAAGUCCCCCCCUGGACUGUGCUGCCAGUGGGAAAACGACAGUGACGCUAAGCCUCCCAAAUCUUCCGAGAAAAGAGACGCGAAAACCGCCAGCCUCAAAUUGCAAACGCCACUAAAAAAAAUCAAGACCGAGGCGGAGGAGACCUCUGUGUCCUCCUUCCCCCUCUCUGAAAGUGGCAGGACAACCUGGACGCCCCCCUUUAACCUCAAGAAUGUGAAAAUUAAAGUGGAGGAAAGCUAUGAUGAAUAUGAAUACCACAGUCAGACCGCUGGAGUCAACUGUAAAGGAGACAGGACAGAGCAUUGCCAAUAUCUCAGUGGAGCCAUCAAACAAGGGGACUGUUACGCAGACACGGGUCCUGAUGGUGUCUCGAAGUCUCCCUGUGGCCCUCAGGAAUGUAGGAGCACCCGGGACUCCCCGUGUGUCGGGGAGGGGGAGCACAGGAGCCAAAUAUGCAGGGCUCCGGUGCUCGGGCGUAAGAAGUCCCGUCUUUCAAGAGCGCAAACAAAACAAAACGUUCCCAGGGUCAACAAAGCUGCCUCUUUUUCUUCUUCUUCUUCUUCUUCCUCCUCCUCCUCUUCCUCUUCUUCGUCUUCUCCUUCUUCUCGUCCCGAGGAGCCAUCCACGGAGGAUUUAUCGAGCAGACGCAAACAACGCGGCAGCGCUAGCUCUGCAGCAGCAUCCCCGUCUACUAAAACGCCUUUCAGCCUGAUGGCCAAUUUCCCAUCUCCGCCGUCACUGGUUGUUGGCAACGACGGGGAUUUGUGUCCUGCUUACUCCCUGAACUCGCUGAGGGGCCCCGGGCCUCCCCCUCUGUCCCACCCCGUGUGGAGGUGGCAGCCAGGCGGCCAGAUUCUCCCUCCCCCACCCGCUCAGAGAACUAGGAAAUAGGCUACUGAGAUAAAGCAGAAAAACAAAAGCCCCCCCCCCCCAAACGUGUCAACUACAGCCCCAACAGCAGCCCGAGUCUUAACGUGAGCUCAUCAAAACUGCUCGCAACUUUAUAAGUUUUGUAUUAUUAUGCUCCCCCUUUUUCUCUCUCUCUCUCUCUCUCCUGUGAACGGGCUCCUUCGUUUUGGAAUCUCCCCGCAGGACUGUGUGACACCGUGCGUGGAUUUAUGCUUAAAAAACGUAAAAGCUGUCAAUCCUAAGCAAUAUGUAAGGUUCUCAUUAUUGUGUUUACUUGACUAUUUAUCCUUCUUUGCUUUCCUGUGCUCGACCUGUUGGAUUGUAUGGUGCCAUGUUUCAAGGGGUUUGUGCUUUGUCUGAAAGAGGAAAAGGGCUAAGACGCAGAGCAGAGCAUUCCCUGAGAUUAAGCCACUCUUUCUGUAGUUUGGAUUGAGUUUAUCUUGGUCAAUCAGAGAGAGAGGAAAAAAAAAAAUCAGGGUUUCCCAUUCUGUGCCGGUAUAUUUACUUUACUAUCAGAGCUGUGUUUUCUUUCAUGACUGUCAUGGUGACCAGCUUGGCCACACUGGUCCAAUGUGUUCAAUUUCAGAGAAUUUUAAUUGUUAAAAUUGUUUCAUUAAUGUCUAUCUAAACGUCACUCACAGAUAAGCCUUUAUUGGAUUUGAAAGGAUUUUUUUCCCUGGUGGUUGUUUUUUUUUUUGUUUGUGUUUUUUCAUGAGUCCUUGUGUUCAGUUCUCAGUCUUGUUUUUAUUCCUGCGGACUAUUUCCUGGUUUGCAAACCGUGUGGCUGCGCACAGGCCCAGACUCAACACAGGCCUUAUGUACAGACAAUCAGAAAUGAUAAGAUAAGAAUCGUAGCAAGUUUGUCUCCCUCAUGAGAGGCCACAUUAAUACCCCUGCAGGUCCACUGGGCCACCGAUUUCUCCUGCUUGUAAAAAAAAAAAAAUUCUCCCACCAGAGAAAAUGCGUAUAAAUCUAGGUUUCAAAUGUAAUUCACACAGCGUAAGAUAGUGCCAAAGAAAGGCUUUGGAUCUGAUGUGAUUUGAGAGUCAAUGUGGGUAAAAUGAGCACCUAAACAGCGCCAAA